This is a messenger RNA of Antechinus flavipes (yellow-footed antechinus), 5691 nucleotides long. RefSeq names its product RASD family member 2 (gene RASD2). Bases 285 to 1085 code for a protein of 266 amino acids. The record is from RefSeq and is a predicted model, not a curated record. The transcript is spliced from 3 exons. Gene Ontology annotation, molecular function: GTPase activity; GTP binding. Lineage: Eukaryota; Metazoa; Chordata; Mammalia; Dasyuromorphia; Dasyuridae.
CUCUGCUUGUUCGAGGAAGAAGGCGACUUGGGGAGGCUUCUCAGAGGCCAGCAGCGCCCUCGGAGCGCGCCCCAUGGGGCUCGGGUCUCCGGAGCCUUCGCAUCCGUCUCGGUCGAUCCAGGCUUGUCCAGCAGCCGAGAGACCCCGGGGCCAGUGACUUGCGACCCGUGCGAGAGCAGCCGAUCGAUCGCCGGUCGCCCCGCAGUCUCCCACAGGCUUCAGGACAAACCACUGUCGCUGCAUCAGGGGGUCGGGACUGCCCCCUCCACACCCAGCCCCAAGCGAUGAUGAAGACAACGUCCAGUGGGAACUGCGCGCUGAGCGUGCCCGCCAAGAAUUCCUAUCGUAUGGUGGUCUUAGGGGCCUCCAGGGUGGGCAAGAGCUCCAUCGUCUCGCGUUUCCUCAAUGGCCGCUUUGAAGACCAGUACACUCCCACCAUCGAGGACUUUCACCGAAAGGUUUACAACAUCCGGGGGGACAUGUAUCAGCUGGACAUCCUGGACACAUCAGGCAACCACCCCUUCCCAGCCAUGAGGAGGCUGUCCAUCCUCACAGGAGACGUCUUCAUCCUGGUGUUCAGUCUGGAUAACCGAGAGUCCUUCGACGAAGUCAAACGUCUCCAGAAGCAGAUCCUCGAAGUGAAAUCCUGCCUAAAGAACAAGACCAAGGAGACGGCCGACCUGCCCAUGGUGAUCUGCGGCAACAAGAACGAUCACGGCGAGCUCUACCGCCAGGUGCCCACCACCGAGGCGGAGCUGCUCGUCUCGGGGGACGAGAACUGUGCCUAUUUCGAGGUGUCGGCCAAGAAGAACACCAACGUGGAUGAGAUGUUCUACGUGCUCUUCAGCAUGGCCAAGCUCCCUCACGAGAUGAGCCCCGCCUUGCACCGGAAGAUCUCCGUCCAGUACGGAGACGCCUUCCACCAGAAACCCUUCUGCAUGCGCCGGGUAAAGGAGAUGGAUGCCUACGGGAUGAUCUCCCCGUUCGCCCGCCGGCCCAGCGUCAACAGCGACCUCAAAUACAUCAAGUCCAAAGUCUUGCGGGAGGGCCAAGCCCGAGAGAGGGAGAAAUGCACCAUUCAGUAAGAAGAGAGACGUCAGGAGGGCAGCCCACCCAAGCAGUGCCUUAAGGGAGAUGGCUCUGGAGGAUGCCCCCAGCCGUGCCAGGGGGAAGUGAGGGGAGUGGGCAGCCAGACUGCCCUCUCUCCCCUUGCAGUUGGGAGCCCAACUGCACUGGCCACAAGGGCAGCAGCCCCCUGGGCUCUGUAAAUAUUUCUGGGUCUUCUCUGUCGCCUCCCCCCACCUCCGAUUCUCCUUUUUUUCUUCCUGGGAUCUCCGACUCCCUUCACUUGGCAGAAGUGUCUCUGGCAAGGAGGAAACAGGAGAGAUCUCAGCUGGGAUGAUGUGGAUGCUGGCUCUCAGCUCCUGCGGGAGACUACCUUGUCGUACAGAAUUCCGACGGGCCUUUCUCCAGAACUCAAUCCAACUGAGCCUCUGAACUGGAUUUCUCUCUGGGUCUGGGGACGUUUGGGCUGUCGAGGUGGAAGUCCUCCGCUUUGGGGAGGGGCGCUCUCCGCAGGAGAGAGGUGACCCCUCCCCAGAAAUUUGUGAUCUUAUUUUCUGCUGUUGAUUUUUUUCUCUCCUGAUGAUCCCCCCUUCCCCCCCCAAACUAGUAGUGUUUGUGUGUUUGAUAUGAAGUGUGUUUGAUGUACCAAGAACAUUUAUCUUCUGAAGCUUCUUGUUUUUUUUAUCAUUUGUCCUUAUCCCUGUGGCUGUUGUCUCUUGGAUGAGGAUAGAAAUGGACUCCCAAAUCAUCGAAGCCUGGCCCACCAUCCUUAGCCAGGCCAUCUGCCGCCUGUUCCUUGGGGGAGCAGAGGACGCCCUCCCCAACAGCCCCACGAACCACCUGCCCCCUCCACAAACCGGGCCCCUCCCCCAGGUCCUUGCAGAAGCAGACUUCUGAUUGGCGCUCAUCCUAACCUCUCUUCCCAAUGGCGGUGGUCUUGGACAGUCUUUCUCUACUAACUUAACCGAUUCAUAAAAAGGGUUCCUUUCCUUUUUAUACACAGAUUUGUAAAGAUUCCCAAGAGGUUCCACGAAAAGGCCAGGGGAUUUGGAGGCAGGGAAAUCUCAGCUGGAUUCCAGCUUUCCCACUUAUUGACCAUUAUGACCUAGGGCUGGUCAUGUUUACUCUGUAUACCUCAGUUUCCUCAUUUGUAAAAUGAUGAGAUGAGUCUGGAUGCCCUCAAAGGCCUUUUCCAACUAGGAUUUUAAAAAAUAACAACUGCCCAGCCCCUAGUGAUUUAUUGUUUGCAAAGCGUUUUCCUCGUGAGGGAGAAGGGUGGGAAGUAAACGUGAAAAUCCCCCAUUUUCCAGAUUAGAAAGUCGAGACUUAGAAGGGUAACUGACUUAAUUGGCAUCACAUGGCAGAGCACCAUCCCAAGAACCCGCAUCUUAUUCCGAUAGGAGUGGCCCAUGUGGACACAAGGGGGAGGAUCCACCCAUGAGUUUGUGGCAAAGGGAGGUGCUUUAUGGUUGAAUUUGAUAAUAUUCCUAAAUUUGAAGCUUCAUAGAUCACAGAUUUAGAGAAUUGUGGAGUUGGAAGAGACUUUAGGGAUCAUCUAAGCCCAUCCUUUCAUUUUACAGAUGGAGAAACUGAGGCUGACAAAAUCCUUCUUCUUUCUCCUGCAUUUUAAGGUUUACAAAGCACUUUCCUGAUGAUGACUCAGUAAGACUGUGCAAGCAUUAAAAAAAAAAACUUCAUCUUAUAGAUGAGCAAACUGACUCGUGUGGUGGCUGAGAUUUGAACCCAGGUGCCCUGACUCCCAGCAAAGAGAAUCAAGAUUCUAGCUCAGGUCCUCUGAUUUCAGAGGAAAAGGGACUGGAUUUGGAAUCACGGGACUUGGUUUCAAAUCCUAGUUCAAAACUUACACGAGCAUGGAUGAAUAAUUUCAUUGCUCUAAGCCUCAGUUUCCCCAAAUGUAAAAUGAGGGAAUUGGACUAGAUGAAUCUUUAAAUCUGUGCUCUUAUGAUUCAAAUACAAUGUUCUUUCCAUUUCCCUCUGUUUUCUGGCUAAGACCCAAAGGGUUCUGGGAUGGGAGGGAAUGACUGACCCAAGAUUCCAUUGGCAAAGACAGGUUUAGAGCCAAGCAUCCCCCUGCCUCCUUUGCCCACCCACCUGCCUACCCAGGUGCUCUUCUACCCAGUGAAGGAGAGCAGGAGUGGGAAUUAGAUAUUAUUAUUCCAUUUUGCAGAUGAGAAAACUGGACCUCAGAAAGGACAAGUCUCUUAACUGGGAUCACAAAGCCAGUAAAUUGCAGAGCGGAGAUUUGAACCCGGGUCUUCUGGCCACAAGCUUUUCGGCUCAAGAACCAAUAUCAUGUCAUAAGAGGACUGUAGACUUAGAGCUAGUCCAUUUUACAGAUGAGGAAACUGAGCCCCAGAGAAGGUUCCCCUAGAUACAAGCAUUAGUUACAGGAUGUGAAACUCUCCUGAAUCCAAAGCGCUCAGGUUCAUAGAAUUUCAAAUUAAAAAGGACCUUAGAGAGUAUGUUAUAUAUUAGUCCCAUUUUACAGCUAAGGAAACUGAGGUACAGUGGUUUGACCAAAGUCACAAAGAUAAGAAGUAGUGAAACCAGAUCUUUUGACUCCAAAUUGGAAGUCUUUCCCAAGCUUAAGGUCCCCCCUCCACAUACGAGUUGUCUGUAAAAAUAGUGCAAUUUCUUCACCUACACAUGCAUAUAUGUGCGUAUAUGUAUAUAUAUGAUGUAUGCACAAAUUCAAGUGGAGAGACACAGGCACACUUCGGCCCCAAUCCUAUGUAUAUUUUGUUCAUGUUGGGGACCUCUUCUCCUGCCCCUGGGCACUGCCCCUGGGUGUCUCCUGCUCCUGGGCAUCUCCUGCUCUUGGGCAUCUCCUGCCCCUGGGCACCGUCCCUGGGCAUCUCCUGCCCCUGGGUGUCUCCUGCUCUUGGGUGUCUCCUGCCCCUGAGCACUGCCUCUGAGUGUCAUCUGCCCCUGAGCAUCUCCUGCCCCUGAGCAUCUCCUGCCCCUGGGCACUGCCUCUGGGCAUCUCCCUGAUUCAGGCAGGUGAGUUCUCUGAGACACAAAUGCCCUCUCCAUUGGGCUUUCACCCAUUUGGGUCUGAGGGAGUAAGGCCGGAGACAAUCCCACUCUUCUCCCCGGCCUCCUUUUUCUCAUGCAGUCCUGGCUGGCAGGGGCACAUGCCCAUCCAGUGACGGGACUCAUUAUACAAGUCAUCAGCUGAGCCAAGGAGUUUCUCACUGAACCUCACUAUCCCAAGUGAGACCCGAUGGGGGUGAGCACUGGGAUCCCACAGGAGGCAGGCAGUGAGCCCAGGUCUGACUCAAAGCCAGGGAGCUCUUUCUAUGACCCCAAGGCAGCAGCGCCAACCUAGCCUCGAUGUCCCCACGCGAGGGUCUUUUGGAGACUUCGCUGUCACAGAAUAAAUGCCGGCCUCCCCUGGAUUACAGAAUUUCUAAGCAAUUACAACAACAAUAAUAACGUCCGUGUCUAUAGCUGUGCCAGCUGGGCACAUCUAUUUCCUCAGAAAAAAUUCACAUAUAACAGUGUGAGUAUUAUAGUCCCAUUUUACAGAUGAGGAAAUGGAGUCUCACAAAGGUCAAGAUGUACACUCUCAUACAUAACCAGGAGAAACUGGACCUGCAUUUGGGGACCUUGACCGUAGGUCUGGCUUUCUGCCCACAUGUCCUGUCUCUUUGGGGUACGAUACAAAAAGUGCCCCCAUUUGCAUCCCAGUCCACUGCCCACUUUGUCCCAAGGAGGCCGCUGGGGCUUUCUAACUGCCUCCCUUCCCCCACCUCUCCAUCUCCCCCAAUGUAAAUAUAUACUGUGGAUAAUUAAAGCUGACUUAUUUAUAAACCUCUCCCUUGCCUUGUAUUUCCUCUCCUUCCCAGACCAGACUUCUCAUUUGGGGUUGUCUCAAACACAGUAUAGGUCAGGGAAGCUGGGAAGAUACAGUUUAAUGAUAAAAAUAACACUAUUGAGAAUAUUAAUAUUGUUUAAAGUAAUAUUAUCCAGAAUAUUCUUAAUGUAUUUGAAUGUUAUUCAUAAUUAAGGAUGUUCUUAAUUGUUAUUAAUAUUAUUCAUCAGUAUUAAGAAUAUUUUUAAUAUUUAUAGCUCUUGUUAAUAUUCUUAAUACUAAGGACUUUUCUCAGGCCGGGUCUUAAUCACCAAUAGCCUGAGAAUUGGAGGGGAUCUCAGAGGGCAUCUCAACCCUUUUUACAAAUGGGGAAACUGAGGCCCAGGGAAAUGAAGAGAUUCAUUCAAGACCAUAGAGCGUUAGAAGGUUGCUCCUCUGACCUCGGAACCCGUGCUCUUUCUUUGUCCCACUCUUCCUCCUCAUUACCUUCCCAUGUCCUGCUGGUGAUGCUCUUUUCUCUAGCUUUCCCAUCAUGUCGAUCUCAAGCGGAUCAGACGUUGGUAUCCCAUCGAGCUUUUGGCUUUCGGCUCCCGAGGACGGUGGCGGCCGGAGGGUCACUGAGCUAGUUCUCUGUCGUAUGUGCGAUAUGAUACGGUGUGAUAUGUCACGGCCUGGGUGUACCACCGCUUAGACUGUCAGCCCUCUGAGGGCAGGGAGCCAGUCUAUCUGUAUGCUCUGUAUAGCGUCUACCCUACUGUGAGGAGCUCAAUAAAUAUUGAACUGCAAGACCA